This is a messenger RNA of Trichoplusia ni (cabbage looper), 896 nucleotides long. RefSeq lists its product as uncharacterized. Gene Ontology annotation, cellular component: non-motile cilium; centriole. Gene Ontology annotation, biological process: cilium assembly. The transcript is spliced from 4 exons. The record is from RefSeq and is a predicted model, not a curated record. Lineage: Eukaryota; Metazoa; Arthropoda; Insecta; Lepidoptera; Noctuidae. The coding region runs from base 129 to 803 and encodes 224 amino acids.
GCUCAAACAAAAGUCAAAUAAUUAUUUAUUAGUAAAUACUGACUUGGAAAGACGUUACGUUACUUGAAUAGUUCAAAAAGUAGGUAAUUGAAGUCUAGUUGGUUCGGAUUAUUGUUUCAGAUUUUACGAUGAAUGAUAAUUAUUAUGAAGUCACGGCUGAAUUAGAUGCUAGAGAAAUAUUAAGAUACCUCAAUAAUCUUGGUAUUCACAAUGUAAGCGGGGAAGUUUUGAAGUAUUUUAUUACAGAUUUAAAGAAACUAAUUAAAUACGACCUCCAGAACAGGGAUCCUAGUAACGUAGAAAAACAUGAAGUACAAGGGCCUGAAAGGUUACACAGUGCCAGCACAUUCUCUUCACGCAUCAGAUCUAAAGGUCAAGAUUCAACAUCAAUGAAAUGUACAAGGGAAUGUCAAAAGACUAGAAAACCUGUUAAUGUAAGGAAUGUCCACUCUGCGCCUAACUUGGGUCCACCCAAAGUUGAGGAGAAGCCCCUCAGAAGAGCUUGCUCAUGUGUUAGAGUUGAAAAGAAACCAGAACUAGUUAAGGAGAGAAGUUCAAUGUGUACUAGUAACAAUUUAAUAAAAGUUCCUAAACAACUUGUUAAGAAGAAGUGUGAUCCAGUCUCUCUGUACCAUUAUUAUACUUCUUUAUGGAGUAAGUACAAGUCAAAUGUACCGGGAGAGAAUGACUGGUCAGACCUCAGGUGGAACAUUAGGCAGAAAAUGGCGGGAAAUGUUGUUAAACAGAUGUCGUCUAAUAAGGUUCCUGAUUCUCACAGAAACAAAGAACCAGCCAAGUCCUGACAGUGACAUUGCUUUACCUUUUAUUUUACUGAAUCAAUUUGUAAAAUGUGCUUCAUUUUGAUAGUUAUUAUAAAUAAAAACAUUAUUUUAUUA